AUGAAGGCCUUUCUGAGGAGCUCCGAUGGCAUCUUGGCACUCAGGCCAAAGAUAACCACGAUAGGAAAGCACGAUGAUUCGGACAUCGUUCUUAAGUCUCCAGGGUUGGAAGACCACCACGCUGCCCUCGAGUUCAGCGACGCCGAGCACAGCUUUGUUCUGCGGGACUUCAACACCGGCAGUGGCUCCUUUGUGAACGACUGCCAGAUCCAGAAUGUGGCCGUGAAGGUGGGCCCGGGGGACCUGCUGCGCUUCGGCUCCGCUGGGCCGACCUUCGAGCUGGUGCUGGACCAUCCAGCUCAGGUGCCGUGUCCUCCAGUGAAUCGGCGCAUUGCCUGGCCGGGCCAAAUCCAGAUGGUGACAGAGGCAGCUCCCCUUCCUUUGGCAGCUGCUGCUCCCCAGUUUCCGUGGCUGCCCUCUCCGCAGUCCUCGCCCGCCAGCCCCAGCUGGCCCUACGCAGCAAGCGGGGCCUCGCCCCGUCCCCCCCUCCGAAAGAGGCUUCCCGGGAGCGCCUGGGGCAGGACCGUCUCCUCCUCUGCCUUCCCUCCUGAGCCUUCCAGCUGGCCUCCAGCCACCCUCACAGGCAACGGAGCCCUCCCUGCCCCUCUGGCCAUCAGCCACGCGGGGGACGCGCUUCUGAAAGAGAAGGAAGAGACCAUUUUGAGGCUGGGGGACGAAAUCAACCGCUUGUCCGCCUUAGAAAGCGAGUGCGGCCGCAAGGACACGCUGAUCGCAGAACUGCAGCACGAGAUUUUGGCCAUGAACGAGAAGGUGGUGGCAACCCUGGCCAAGAAGGACACCGAGUUCCAUCAGAAGCUGGCCAGCCUCGACAGAGAUGCCGAAGCCAAGGCCGAAGAGAUCAGGAGGCUGAAGGAGCAGGUCAGCAGUUUGCAGAAAGACACCAGCGAAGUCCUGUAUCACUCCCUCUCGGACCGCGACCUGCAAAUUGCCCACUGGAAGCAGGAGAACGAGGCGCUGAAGAAGAGCUACGCCCUCACCACAGGGCUGGUGACCAGUUUGCAGAAGGACGUGGUCUCCAAGGAGCAGCGCAUCCAGCAGUUAAAAGCGGACACCGAGAAGCUGAGGCAGGAGAGCCGGGAGAAGGACAGCCAGCUCGCCUAUAUUUCUGCCCAGUGCUCUAGAAUUAAAGUGGAGACCAAGCGGGAACUCAGGGACAGGGACCUCAGUGCCCAUCAGAGCCGGAUCGCGGAGCUGGAGCUGCAGGCCGGCCAGUCCAAGGAGGAGAUCAGAAAACGCUGCGCAGAGCAGGAGACCUUGACCCGGAGGCUGGCGGAGGCCACCCAGGCCGAAGGGCAGCUGAAGCAAGAGACACAGAGGCGAGGCCAGCAGGUGCAGGAGCUGGGCCGCCGAGAGCGCCUCCUGCGGGCGGAGAUGGAGCAGGCAGCCGCUCAGGCGCAGCGUUUCCGGGACCAGGUCGUGAGGGCCCUCUUCCCCGAACUUCCCGAGAAACCCCUAACCAAUGAGCAGAUUGUGGAGGAAAUCCGGCAGGUGCAGGAGGGCAGGCAGGGCUCUGAGCAGAAGGAGGCCGGGCUGCAGAAGGAAAUGCAGAUCCAGGCCCUGGAAAUGGAGAAGCUCUCCUCCAACCUGGCCCUGCUGAAGAAGUCGCUGGAUGGAUUUCAGGAGUUCCUGAAGACCUCUUUCUCUGCCCAGAGCCUGAAGGGGGCCAUCACCCGCCUGCAGAGCCUGCCCCUCCCGGCCCCCCUGGCCUCAGGGAUCCAGGCCUCUCUAGCCCGCAUCCUCUACGGCGUGCUGGGCUGGGUGGAGGCGCUGGAGUCUCUGCUCAGGAACAUGGGCGUGGACACCCCGGCUGGCGACCCAGCCUCUGAAAGCCCAGCAAAAGUCUGGAUUGUAGUGGUAGAUUUCUACAUUGACCAGGAAUGGAGAAUGGCCUCCUACAUGAAGCAGCUGCUGGACCAGCACCACAGCGUCACGGGGCAGGUCCAGGCCUUGCAGAACCAGCUGCGGAGGGCAGAAGAGUCCCAGCACUCCGCCCUGCGGGAGAGGCUGGAGGAGUUGGAGGAGCGGCUGGAGGGAGAGUUUCGGGCCAGAGAGAGGAAGAUUCGGGAGGAAGAGAAGCAGCAGAAGGAGAUCCUGGCCGGAAGGGCCGCCUUGGAAGAAGCCAAGUCCCAAGAAGCCCUGGAAGAGGAGAGGAAGAGGGGCCGCCUGUUGGAGGCUGAGCUGAAGGAACUCUCCCAGGUGAUCGAAGGGAGAACGCACCUGGAGAGGGCUUUAAAGACCAGGGCGGAAGAGAGUCUGGGGGCUCUGGAGGAUGCAAAGAGGGGAAAGGCGGUGGCCGAAGAGAAGCUGUCGGCCCGGGAGAGGCGGCUGCAGGGCCUGGAGGCGGAGGCCGAGUCCCUGCGGCAGAAGCACCAGCAGGAGAUCUUGGAGUACCAGGAGCAGGUCAAGCAGCACGCCAGGACCAUCGUGGAGCUGGAGGAGAGGCUGGUCAGCGCGGCCCAGCAGGCGGAGGAGGACCGGGGGGUGUCCCGGCCGAGAGAAACGAAGGAGGAGCCUUGCAGGCCCCCCCUGCUGCCUGCCUCCCCAGGGCUGAGCGUCAUGGAGGAGUUUCAGGCUUUCCUGAAGGGGGAGCUGGCGGCCGCCAAGCAGGAGAUCCAGGCCAACCAGGCUGUCAUCGCGGAGCUGAAGAAGGAGCUUUGCCAGGCCAGGGCCACCAUGUCCGACGUGAUCGGGGAGCUGAGUGAGAAGCAGAAGGCGGAGCUGGAGGAGAAGCGGGGCCUCGUGCAGAGCCAGGCCCAGGAGCUCGGCCUCCUCCGGGAGAAGCUGGCGGAGACCUCCAGGCGGCUGGGCCAGAGGGAGAGCCACCUCCAAGCCACCACGGAGGAGUUGAGGAAGGCCAGGGAGAAGGUGAAGGAGCUGCUGGCGCAGGAGGCGAAGGCCGGGGAGCCGGCCAGGGUUCUGCAGCACAAGGGCGUGCAGACGGUGGGGGCCCUGCAGGACGAGACCCCCCCUGCUGUAAAGGAGCCCCCCCUCUUGUGCCUGGCCGACCUGGGCGCCAGGUGCAAAGGCUCCCGCCACGAGGAGGUCAUCCACCGCCAGAAAGGGGCCCUGGCCGAGCUGCGCAAGAAGCUCCGGAAGCUGGAGAAGGUGCCUUCAGACACGGUGGAGGGACUCGGUCCGGCUCGCCUGGCCUUGAACGGGGCCACGUCUUUCCCCCCUGCAGAGGCGAAGAAGUCGGAGCCGCUUCUGGUUGUCCGGAAAGGGCCGGCAGAGAAGCCAGAGCAGGCGAAGGGAAAGGACCCCACCACGGUGCUGACGGUGGCAGUGGAUGCCCACCAGCCUCCAGCUGGGCCCUCCGGCAUCGACCCCAACGUGGCCACGGAGAGGACUGCAAGGCUGCAGAUGGCGGAGGCGCUGGACCUCAGCGAGCACCUGUACCUCAGCCUUGUUCGGGGCCUCUCCGGCCUGAUGGACGUGGAGCAGCUGAUGGGCCUGCGGACCCUCAAGCACCUGCCCCAGGCCGAAAGGGAGAAGGUGGGCCUGCUGCGCCAGAAGGACCUGGAGCUGCUGCUGGACAGGAUCGGCAAGCUGAAGACCCGCCUGGAGAGGAAGGAGUCCCUGCUGAAGGAGUACGAGGGGGACGCCGGGCACCUCAGGAGCAACAGGCACAGCCUGCAGGCCUGCCAGUCGGAGGCGGCCAAGCUGGCCGACCAGGUCCACAGGGACGCGGAGGAGAAGGCGCUGCUGAAGGAGGCGCUGGAGAGGACGCGGCUGCAGCUGAGCAAAGAGAAGAGGCUGAACAAGGCCCUCAAGAAGCCCAAGCUUCUGGCGGUCCCGUUUCUGGACCAGCUCUCUGCUUCCCACCUGGUCUUGGCCACAGGCACAGGGCAAGCCGCCACAGGGCUAGGGGCGGCAGGGACCACCCGAAACGGGAGGCAGAAGAAGAGCCCUCAUCCCACACCAUUAGCCCUCUGCGCCCGUCCGUGGGUCCCUCUGGAAGUGCCCUCUGAGGCAGUCUGCUGCCAGAAACCCACCCAGCCCAAGGCAAACCCGAUCCGGGCAAAAAGGCUGGUCAGCUGGCAAGUUCUCCGGAGGGCGGAGAAGGAACAUCUGCCCAACCUGCCCCAGGAGACGGGCCUUCCCAGAGAGCGGGCCUGGCCGCCCUGCGCCUUCCAUGAAAGGACACCGGAGAAGUAA
Messenger RNA from Protobothrops mucrosquamatus (brown spotted pit viper), 4176 nucleotides. It is a transcript of the gene FHAD1, whose product is annotated as forkhead associated phosphopeptide binding domain 1. The coding region runs from base 1 to 4176 and encodes 1391 amino acids. Gene Ontology annotation, molecular function: protein binding. The record is from RefSeq and is a predicted model, not a curated record. NCBI's taxonomy places the organism in Eukaryota, Metazoa, Chordata, Lepidosauria, Squamata, Viperidae. The transcript has 30 exons.